ACUUCCAUUUUUUUGGUAUCAGUGAGGAGGAGCUGAGGAGAGGAGAGAAAGAAGACAGACUUGAAGGAGAAAGAGAGAAGGGAAGCUUUACAACCUGAAGGCUCAAACUGAUCCCUUCCAUAUCCAAAAGGCUAAGAUUCCAUGACUGAUCUUUGGAGUGGGAGCCACUCAGACUGCAAAUUCUCUUCAGUUUGCUGGUAGUGGGUUGAAACAAACUAACCAAAGGCUUCAGGUACAGUAGAAGCAGUAUCUUUCUUCUCCAUCAGAUAUUUUUAUUCAUGGAAAGAAGACUCCUUAAAAGAGAAAUAAAAAAACUCCUGUGUGAUUAUGUUGGCAUCAGACUUCGGGAAAAUGAAUUUGACCCAAAGGGAAGAAGGCAGCUCACCUUUCUAGAUCAUAUGGCUCAUUAUGAUUUGGCCAUCAGCGUUGCUUUACAAUGGCUGGGUUACAAAGAAGACCAAACGCACUUGGAUUGGGAUAAAGUGAAGGUUCCAUUUAGUCGUAGGCAUGUAUUUCCUAAUCGUCUUGAACGAGAAGCCAUGAUUUUAUCAUUUUAUGCCGGAAUCCUAAUGAAUAGUCUCCCAGUUGAAGAAAUCUUUGAGAUUUAUAGUAUGUACCCCUCUGCAAACCACUGCCCUGGUGCUAAGAAGGUUCCUCGGGCCCAAAAUAUUCAUCUGUCAUUGCAUCCUUUUGCCAUGCUAACAGCUUCUAAGGCAGCAGAACAUGCUCAGAAACAAAGUGUCAAGUUACAAAGAAGAAUAGUCCAUAGAAAGGUCACCAACAGCUCAAACACAACAAAGGCUAUGGAUUCAAAAUCAGCAAAAAACUCAGAAAAUCAGCAAGAAACUCAGAAAAAGUCAAAGCCAAAAGUCUCUAUGGAAGUUGAAAUUUUGGAUUAAGGCAAUAAAGGAAUUAAUGACUCAAGAUACCAUCAAAACAAUGUCAUCUGAGAAGACACCUUUCCCAAGAAAUCCCAGCUCCAAGCAACACUGGACUUGAGCCCACAUUGUACUAUUCUUUGUAUUUUCUAUUUUAUUGCUGUUGUUUUCUAAAGAAGUACUCUUCCACAGACUCAAGUCCUACAAAUAAGUGUGAGCCUGGCCAAGUGAUUUGCCAAGAACUGUUGGCAAGUCAUGUGCCCAGUCUGCUUUUGCAGGUAUUCUGGCACUGUUAUGUAUAUUUAGAUUGAUUUCCUUCUAAUUACUUCUCGUUUGUACUUCUAUUCCUUUGUUUUGUAUUUCAGCCCAUUUCAACUCUUUGGCUCAUUCUUCAAAUGCUAACCUCUUGGAAAUGGGAAAGUAAGAUACUUAUUUUUCCCAAGUGAAAGUUACAGUGGCAAAAGGAAGAGAAUAAUUUCUUUUUUGCUUCUCAUGUGUUUUAAUGUAGAUCUAUUCACUUACUGAUUGUUUAUAAUAAAGCACAUAUCACAUAUA
Molecule: messenger RNA, 1433 nt
Organism: Monodelphis domestica (gray short-tailed opossum)
Lineage: Eukaryota; Metazoa; Chordata; Mammalia; Didelphimorphia; Didelphidae
Gene: C7H2orf80
Product: chromosome 7 C2orf80 homolog
Source: RefSeq, a predicted model, not a curated record